This is a messenger RNA of Gracilinanus agilis (Agile Gracile Mouse Opossum), 414 nucleotides long. Its product is annotated as lymphocyte antigen 6H-like. The record is from RefSeq and is a predicted model, not a curated record. The transcript has 3 exons. Bases 1 to 414 code for a protein of 137 amino acids. NCBI's taxonomy places the organism in Eukaryota, Metazoa, Chordata, Mammalia, Didelphimorphia, Didelphidae.
AUGCUGUCCAAGUCUGGAGUUGGCUCCAUCUGUGGGCUCUUCCUUCCUCUCAUGCUGAUUGCUUUCUUUCCAGCUGCUCAUGGACUCCAGUGUUAUGCGUGCAAUAUUGUGGUUGGCACCCAGCACAUUGCCCCGGGUUGCUCCAAGCCAGAGAUUGUUACCUGCUCCGAAUCACACCAGGGCUUCAAGCACAAAUUCUGCAUAAAAACUGAAAGUGUGGUCCUGGGAAUCCUGCUCACCAGUGGCUGUGCCACCUCUCGACACUGCCAGCAGCAGGAACUGCCUGGGGUACAUAUCCGCUGCUGCCAGACUGACCUCUGCAAUGGCUCCUUGAGGGCUGCCCAGACCCUUGGCCUGUUCUCAGGGGGCACCAUCCUCAUACCCUGUCUUCUUGUGGCUUUCUUCCUUCUCUAA